UCCGGCCUCCUUCAGCUGUUUAUCUACUUUAAAUCUGUCUCUGUUUGAAACUCUCUGUCUCCAUGUUUUGAACCCCCUCCUCCAUGUUCUGAGCCGUCUCCGUGCCUCCACUCCGCCCCGCUUCGCUCGGAGCUCCGCGCUCCGCUCAGCGGCUCUCCCGUCCCUCGCAGGCCGGCGGGGACGCACCGAGCGGCGGGGAGCGGCGGGGAGCGGGUCGGCGGCAUGUCGCGGAGAUCCGGAGCCGCCUGGAUGUGACUGGAAGAGACGAGGAUGGAGGGGGAGAAAGAGACGGCGGAGGAAGAGGAGGAGGAGCUUCCUCAUCACCAUGCAGCUGCGUCCUCUGUGGACUUCCAGGACCUUCCCAUCAUGCACUGGGAGGAGCUGAGCGAGCGGAUAGCUGAGCUGGAGAAACAGGAGCAGGAGAGGAGGGAGCGGGACAAGCGGGUACCGGGGCUGAGUCGAGGGGGAAUCUGGAGCGACGUCUGGGACCAGCAGGAGGAGGAGGAGGACUUCAGGAGGUGUCGAGUUUCUGUCGUCACCUCACGCCUCCAGAGGAACCUGCAGCUCUGCUUCAUUAACAACAGUGAGAGUGAUGAAGAGGAGCAGGCAGCGGAUCAGAAGGUUACCGCGGCAACAGCACACAACGGCCUGAAACAGGAAGUGGUUUCAACGCUGAGAGCGCUGCGAGACCAGCUGCUGUCUGAACAGCGGGAGGAGCAAGGUCCCUGCAGCAGCUGUGCUUCUGGGUGGAAACAUCUGGAUGUGGGGGACCUGCGGCAGCGUUCGGUUCUUCAGCUCAGCAGUUUGAGAGCAACACUUCAACACAACGUUCACGCUCUGAGCUCGGAGCUGGUGACACACCUGCUGAUCCGGGACCAGCUGAGGACGAAGCAGGACGCCAUGCUGCUGGACGUCCAGGACCUGACCUAAGCCAUGGGGGGAGCGGGAGCUGGGAGAGACCACCGGAACCGGGACUACCGGGAACUGUGCACAAACGGGACGCUUUGAAGGAACUAAGCCAAGACUUUGGGAUUCCUUCACGUUAGCAGUAACAAUUCAACUUCUGCUCAGGGCAUGCUAACGCUAGCUACUUCUCAUAACAGAUUAAAUUAAAUACAGGAAAUAGUCUGUGUACGCCCAUGUUAAUGCUACACAGACAGGCGGCAGCACCUACUAGUGGCUCAACAUGAAAACUAGAUUGUUUUCAACAUUUCUUAUGUUUCCAUGUGAACGAAAACCGUUUUCAAAAUGAUAACAUCUGUGCUUGAAACAUGUGAAUGGGAGAUGAGAGUUAAAAUCCCAGAAGCUAUAAAGCUACCCGUAUACCCCCAUGCUGUGUUCGGGUCACGUAGGACAUUUGAAACCUGUGAGCAUGAGAUAUUUGGACUUGGUCAGAGGUUAGAAAGACAACUCGGUUUGGUUUUUGACAUUUAAACACAUUUUAUAUUUCAGUCUGAAAUCAGAUGCAAAAAUGUUUUUAUUUUGAUAAUCAUUUACAGGAAGAGCGUGUCUUCCUGUUUGAAGCCUCCCACUGGAUCAAUCUUCCUGUUUGGUUUUCCAAUCAGAUGUGCUAACAUGAGGAAAGCUGUGAUUUCAGAUUUAUUACACAUCAACUGAUUCUUUUGUUUUAGACUUCUAAAUUUUAAAAUAAAAAUCAAAACAGAGAAUCUCUAUAUUUCGCCAUGGCGUUAAAGGUGCUGUAGGCAGGAUUCGGGAUCUCCGCCAUCUUGGUUAGGGUUACCUAAGCAAGAUGGCGAUUUGACCCAUCUAAGAUGGCGAUUUGAAACUCAGCACAGCCAAUCCUGUCCU
Messenger RNA from Salarias fasciatus (jewelled blenny), 1809 nucleotides. Its product is annotated as schwannomin-interacting protein 1. Gene Ontology annotation, biological process: positive regulation of hippo signaling. The record is from RefSeq and is a predicted model, not a curated record. Gene Ontology annotation, cellular component: plasma membrane; cell junction. Bases 271 to 930 code for a protein of 219 amino acids. The transcript is spliced from 7 exons. Lineage: Eukaryota; Metazoa; Chordata; Actinopteri; Blenniiformes; Blenniidae.